This is a messenger RNA of Echinostoma caproni, 522 nucleotides long. NCBI's taxonomy places the organism in Eukaryota, Metazoa, Platyhelminthes, Trematoda, Plagiorchiida, Echinostomatidae. The record is from the annotation of a GenBank genome assembly.
AUGUUUUGUCUAGUUUACUGUAUUGUGCAUUCUUUUUCGAAUGGUAAAACAUUUUCUCUUAUCACUACCGUUUCUCUCAUUCAGAUCUUGGAACGCAAUGGAAGUCCUCAGUGUGCUCGGGGUCGUAGUGUAAAAUGCGGGCAGCGAAUACGACUGAUGCACAUAGUCACUCGGAAAAAUUUGCAUAGUCAUCACUUCAGGUCACCCCUUUCUGAGGCUUAUGAAGUGUCUGCAUUUGGUGACGAUGGUGUUGGAGACUCAGGGGAUGACUGGCAGGUUGUUUGUGAAGGAUCACAUUGGCGACGUGGCUCGAAGAUACGCCUAAAGCACAUCGCUACAGAAGGCUAUCUCAGCGUAUCAGGUAGACAAUACAACAAACCCAUAGCUGGACAGCAUGAAGUAUGUGUUGUGACUAGUGCAUCCAGUUCAACCUAUUGGAUCGCCGGUGAGGGAGUUUAUAUGCAUCCGCAGGACAAUUCGAGUCAAUUGUCAAGUCACGAUUCUGAUCAUGACGAGCUGUGA